Molecule: messenger RNA, 726 nt
Organism: Anisakis simplex (herring worm)
Lineage: Eukaryota; Metazoa; Nematoda; Chromadorea; Rhabditida; Anisakidae
Source: the annotation of a GenBank genome assembly
AUGGAGAUUACCGUCGCAUUCAAUCGAAGCUUGCAGAUUUUUAUAAUAGCUGAUAACUUCGUGUUUCGUUCAACGAAUCUCGAAGGUGGUUUCGCAAUAAUCGACAGCAUUGAAUACUACGCUGAUCUAUGUACGGACUCGAAUAAUAUGAUGCCGUUAAAGACCAAAUUACAUGACUAUGAACGGAUUGAAUCACAAAACGAUGUCACUGCAACGGCAACAGAUGACUACACAUCGUCAGCAGCUGUUGCAUUAGUAUCACCGUCAAAUAAAAUAUCAAAAUUAAUCGAAUUGAAUAGUGUUAUCACACCCGAAUCAAACGACCAUGCUAAACUGCAAAAAUAUACGAACUACCGAAAUAGAUUCAUCGAACAAGUUCAACGCCCACAUGAUUAUGCAGCACUAUGUUCUGCAUUGCAAUGUUCCUUCGAGAAUGAGCCUUGCGUCAAAUACAUAUUGCAGUCUUCAUGGAACAUAUCCACACAACCUAUUGGUACUAUUCGAGGUGAUGCCUCGUCGUUCCCAUUUAAUCCUGGAAUUUCAGAAGGAUCUUUUGCGUAUGCUGUUGGACCUAGCAAAAGAACACGUUUUCAAACGCCACCUUUCGAAGCCGAAACGAAUUUCUAUCUGAUAUUCUCGUAUUACAAAACUUCCAAUCAAAAUCACUUCCGUGUACUUAUCAAACAAGCACAUCAACAUUUUGAACGUGUUAUUUUUACGGUAUGA